UCAGUGCAUGAGUGGUGAGUUCCAGUGUAGCAAUGGUCAAUGCAUAAAUCAAGACUGGAAGUGUGAUGGAACAAAGGACUGCACGGACAACUCUGACGAACUCAACUGCCCAUUACCCACCUGUAGCUCUCAGGAGUUCAAGUGUCUGACAGGAGGAGAGUGCAUUCCUCUUGAGUUUGUAUGUGAUGGAGAAGCAGACUGCGCUGAUGGCUCUGAUGAGCAAAGGACCUGUAGUGGUCAGACGUGUAGUCCAGACCAGUUCACAUGUAGAGAAGGGCAGUGUAUUCCCAAACAAUACAACUGUGACCAUGUGCCAGACUGUGUGGAUAACUCUGAUGAGAACAACUGCAAUUACCCAGCCUGCACAGAGAAGACAUGUGCUAAUGGCGCUUGUUACAACAAUGCUCAACACUGUAAUGGGAUACUAGAUUGUCGAGAUGGAUCAGAUGAAUCCAACUGCACAAGGCAUUGUCAGUCACAUCAAUUUGAAUGUGCUAAUGGAUUCUGCAUCCCAAUGCCCUUUGUCUGUGAUCACUGGGAUGACUGUGGAGACAAUAGUGAUGAGCAAAACUGUGAGUAUCGGACCUGUAGUGGGUCAGAGUUCGCCUGCAGCAAUGGACGCUGUAUGCCACAGCAGUGGGUGUGUGACGGCAUCAACGAUUGCGGUGACUUUAGUGAUGAGAAUGGAUGCGACCCAGGUAUAAGAGAUUGUUACCCAGGCGAAUGGCCUUGCCCAGGUUCUUCACUGUGUGUGCCGGUAAACAAAGUGUGUGACGAACAUCCUGACUGCCCUGGUGGAACAGAUGAGAGCAAUGCUACAGCACAUCUGACCUGCGAUUUACACCAGUGUUCUGCUUUGAGCUGUGAGUACCGCUGUCAUCCCACCCCACAGGGAGGAGCAUGCUACUGUCCUGAUGGCUUCACUGUGGCCAAUGAUAGUCGCACUUGUGUGGACUAUGAUGACUGUAAAAUUUGGGGUAUCUGUGAUCAUUUCUGUGAGGAUCGUCCAGGCACACAUCAUUGCAGCUGUGCUGAUGGAUACUUCCUGGAGCAAGGUCAUGUCUGCAAGGCCAAUAUUUCAGGGGGUUUACCACAGCUGAUCUUCACAGAUGGACGUGAUAUCAAAAUGGCAGAUAUACAUGGGCGUUUUAUCAGACUUCUAGUUCAGUCAGAUGGUAAAGGCUAUGCUGUGGGUGUUGGUUACAACUGGCACACUCAAAGGGUCUUUUGGACAGACACGAGUUCUCAGAAGGUUUUCUCCAUAAAUUUUGAUGGGAGUGAUAAGAUGGAGGUGCUUUCUGAAGCAGUACACAAUGCACAGAAUGUAGCAGUAGACUGGAUAAACUUUAAGCUGUAUCUUGUUGAGGAACGUGUGGAGAGAAUCGAAGCAUGUGAUUAUGAUGGGGGAAACCGUGUCACACUGAUUGCAGAAAACUUGGUGACUCCUCAUGGACUUGCUCUGGACCCAACCGUGGGAUACAUGUUCUUCACAGACUCUGGCGAUAACACAGAUGAUGUCAAAUUGGAGCGAGCCUUCAUGGAUGGUAGUAACCGAUUUGAUCUGGUUAGGACCAGAUUAGGUAGCCCUACCGGAAUCACCUUGGAUUUGGUCACCAAGAGGGUUUACUGGACAGACAGUCAUUUUAACCUGGUUGAGACAGUCACAUAUAGUGGCUUGGACAGGAAAACAGUGUUGAAUGGAGGCCAUCAGGUUCCUCACCCAUUCGGAAUUUCAGUAUUUGAGAACCAUGCUUUUUUCACUGACUGGGUCAAAAUGGGUGUGAUUCGGACUAACCGCUUCAAUGGCAGUGACCCCACUUUCCUGUACCGCUCUACUAACCGGCCUGGACAAAUUGUGGUUUCCCAUCCAGCUCUUCAGCCUUUUGUGAUAAACCCGUGUGGCAGACACAACGGUGGGUGUCAGCAAAUCUGCCUUCUGAGUCACCGCACGGACAAUGACGGGCUGGGUUAUCGCUGCAUGUGUCGCUUAGGAUACGACCUUCAGGAUGAUCGCCACAGUUGCUUUAAAAUUAAAGAUUAUUUACUGGUGGCGUACGCACAAGCGGUCAGAGGGAUUCCUCUUAAUGUUUCCUCUCAGGAGGACGUCACCUUACCUCUUUCUGGACUGGCUGAUACCUUUUCUGGUUCUGGAGUAGAGUAUGAUGCGUCUGUGGAGAGCGUGUUUUACAAUGAUCGAAUGCGGCAGCUCAUAUACAAAUCAAACAUCAAUGGCACUAGUCAUAAGGUCCUGACGGGUUACAGAGUGGGUGCUGUGGAAUCGAUGGCAUAUGACUGGACCUCGAAGAUUCUCUUCUGGACUUCCAGCACAUAUCGAUCUGUCUGUGCAUUUAAAGUAACAGAUGGAUCUCGACAGGACAUUGUUAAGAACUUGAUAUACCCCCGGGGUAUUGCUGUGCACCCUAGUGCUGGAUACCUGUUCUGGUCUGACUGGUACCGUCCAGCUGUGAUCACCAGAGCAUACACUGAUGGAAGCAAUGCAGUUCCACUAAUCAACACAACACUUGGCUGGCCUAAUGGACUUGCCGUAGACUACAUGAUGGAUAGGCUGUAUUGGGUUGAUGCACAGCUGGAUCGGAUUGAGCAUGUAAGCAUUGAUGGGUUUGACCGACAGGCCUUCUCCAGCAUUGGACAAAUCACUCACCCUUUCUCGCUUACGAUACACACUGAUCAUCUAUUUGUGUCAGACUGGCGGACAAAUUCAGUUUUCCGAAUGAGGAAAAGGGACGGUGGAGACAACAUAAUGCUCCGAAAGGGGAUUUCGGGUAUAAUGAACAUCAAGGCUUAUUCAGCUGAUCUCCAGGAUUUAUUUAAAAGCAGAUGCAAUAUGAUUCCAAACGGACGCUGCAGCCACUUUUGUUUUCCUACACCUGCAUCCAGCCGUGUGUGUGGAUGUCCCUUUGGCAUGAAGCUGCAGGAGAACCAGAGAGACUGUGUGAAAGAUGACUCUGAGCCCCCUCCAGAUGAUAACUGCGGAGACUAUGCCUUUCCUUGUGACGGAGGUCGCUGUGUGCCCAAUACUUAUCGAUGUGAUGGUGUAAACGACUGCGUUGACAAGACUGAUGAAGUCAACUGCACUCUUCCAGGUGCAACCUGCUCCCCAUAUGCAUUCACUUGUGGUAACAAGCACUGCAUCCCUGCUAGAUGGCGCUGUGAUGGGCAUGAUGACUGUGGCGAUGGAUCCGACGAGACUAACUGUCCAACACGUGGUCCAACCACCUGCUCAUCUAGCCAGUUUGCUUGCACCAAUGGAAACUGCAUCCCGAAAACGUGGGUCUGCGAUGCCUUUAAUGACUGUGGUGAUGGUUCUGAUGAGAGACAUUGCAAUUCCAGUAUCACCACCUGCCAGCCUGGAUUCUUCCUGUGUCCAGAUCACCGCUGUAUCUAUAAUUCAUAUGUCUGUGAUGGAGACCAGGACUGUUUGGAUGGCUCAGAUGAGAAGGACUGUGUGUAUACCUGUGGAACAUAUGAGUUUGCAUGUGCCAGCGGAGAUCAGUGUGUGAGUCAGAGCUACCGCUGUGAUGGGGUUUAUGACUGCAAGGACCACUCAGAUGAGAGUGGCUGUCCCACACGUAGGCCAGGUCUGUGCCAUGACAAUGAGUUCCAGUGCCAGGUUGAUGGAUUUUGCAUUCCGAAAGAGUGGGAAUGUGAUGGCCAUCCGGACUGUGUGGAUGGCUCUGAUGAGCAUAAUGGCUGCCCUCCGCGUACUUGUAGUUCUGUGCAGUUCCAGUGUGCUAAUGGGAAUUGUGUGUCCAAGAAUUGGGUGUGUGAUGGGGAAAAUGACUGCAGGGAUAUGAGCGACGAAACGAACUGCCCCACUCCACCAUUCAGCUGCCCAUCAGGUCAGUGGUUGUGUCCUACAGACCAGGUGUGCAUCAUGAAUGCCCAGGUGUGUGAUGGUCAAAGAGAUUGUCCAAAUGGAGCUGAUGAGUCUCCCAUCUGCAAUGAAGAUGACUGUAAGGUGAAUAAUGGUGGCUGCAGUCAUGGCUGUAUUCAGGGUCCAUUUGGAGCUCAGUGUACCUGUGACCCAGGAUUCCAGUUGCUGAAUGACUCAAAGACCUGCGAUGACAUAAAUGAGUGUCUCAUACCUGGAUUCUGCAGUCAAACCUGCUUCAAUGAGCGUGGCUCCUUCCGCUGCUAUUGCGAAGAUGGCUACCAGCUGGAACCUGAUGGACGUACAUGCAGAGCCACCAGCCCAGGAAAUGCCUUACUUCUGGUGGCCAGACGCAGUCAGAUCAUCGGCAACCGCAUCAACUUCUGGCCACCGAUCAUCAGUCCCAUAGUCAGCGGCAUGAGCAUUGUUGCUGUAGACUUUGAUAAUGUAAAUAAAAGAGUUUACUGGGGUGAUUCAUCUGACAAAAUGAUCUAUAGUUCAUUCCAGAAUGGCACAGAUAAAAAGCAGGUGUUUUCUUCGGGCCUGAUGGUACCUGAAAGCAUAGCCGUGGAUUGGGUGGGUAGAAACAUUUACUGGACCGACUCUGUCAUGCAAAACAUUGAAGUAGCAACUCUGGAUGGCCACUUUCGGAAGAUUCUGAUUACAAAGAAUGUCACAAGCCCUCGUGGACUGGUUCUAGACCCCCGCAACCAUACUAAUUUAAUGUUCUGGUCAGACUGGGGUCAGAACCCUCGUAUAGAACAGGCUAGUAUGGAUGGACUCGGAAGAAGAGCAAUUGUGACUAGCAAAGUAUACUGGCCUAAUGGACUUACACUGGAUUACACAACUAGAAGAGUAUAUUUUGUUGAUGCCUACCUAAAAUACAUUGACUACUGUGACUAUGAUGGCAAAAACAGGCAUCAAGUCUUUGCGAGUGACAUAGUGCUUCAACAACCCCAUGGCAUUACCAUCUUCGAAGACAACAUCUUCUGGAGUGACAGUUACACAAGCCAAAUCAUGAGGACUAAUAAAUUUCAUGGGGGAAACAUAACCACUCUUCUGACCGGUGUUUAUCAGUGCAUGGGAAUUGUAAUGGAUCACCCCAUUAAACAGCCUAUAGCAUUUAAUCCUUGCGAGAACAAUCCAUGCAGUCAGCUGUGUCUGCUAUCAACCUUAAGACCCAGAUACUACAGAUGUGACUGCCAGUCUGGCUGGAUCCUUGCCAGUGAUGGUCGUACUUGCACUAAAGAUGAAACACCAUUCUUGAUGGUUGUCAGAGAUACAGUGAUUAUGGGAAUACCUCUCAACCCCAAUGACACAUCCAACAAUGCCAUGGCACCAAUUUCCGGUAUUACCCAGGGUCGAGAUAUUGAUUUUGAUGAUCGAGAGCAGUUUGUAUACUGGGUGCAAGGCACAGGUGCAAUUUAUAGAAGUAAGACAGAUGGGGCCAAUAGAACUCAGUUUGCACCAGCUGCCAUUAUUGGUUCCCCCUCUGGUCUCGCAUUUGAUUGGAUAACACGAAUCAUGUACUACACCAAUCCCACUAUUAAGGCCAUUGAGGUUAUCAGGGUUGAUGGAUCCCAACAUUACAGAAAGACUAUCAUCACAAACACUGGAAAGCCAGAAGGAGCUGGACAGCCAAUAGGAAUAGCUCUUGAUCCAGCCAGGGGGAAACUUUUUUGGACAGACAGAGGUUCAGACAGUGGAGUUCCGCCAAAGAUAUCAAGUGCAGACAUGGAUGGUGGUAACGUCAAAAACCUCUACACUGGUAACCUGGUGAAAGUUGAAUUCAUUGCUGCAGAUAUAGAGGCCAGGAAGAUCUACUGGGGUGUUCAUCAAACAGGAAUGAUUGAGUGCGGAACUAUGGAUGGGGCAAGCAGGGUGACCAUUGUUAGUGGCUUGUCUCACCCCUGGGGAAUCACUGUUUACCAAAACUAUCUUUAUUAUACUGACCUUGAUUUUGAGGUCAUUGAGAGAGUGGACAAGAACACGGGUGCAGAUAUGGUGGUGAUGAGAAGCAGUAUGGCAGGGCUGCGGUCAGUAAAAGUGCAUGCCAGAGACAAUUCUGCUGGCACUACCAACGCCUGCAGUACAAACAACGGAGGAUGUCCCCACUUGUGUCUGCCUAAACCCCAAGGACAGAAAACAUGUGCCUGCACAACAGGAUUUAUCCCAUCUCAAGAUGGAUCUCACUGUGAGCAGUACGACUCUUACGCCAUAGUAUCAUCUUCCAAAUUUAUAAGAGGAUUCCACAUCAACAGCUCUGACCACUCUGAGGCCAUGGUUCCUGUAGGGGCAAAUACAUACUCGAUUAUUGACAAGCUGGACAUGCACAUUGCUUCUGGAUUCCUGUACUGGACUGAUAACAGCACCUACUCAUCAUACCGAGGCAUUUACAGAACAAAGACGGAUGGCUCACGCUAUUCUACAGUCAUCAGUCAAUUGGGCAAUGGAAGAAUUCAGGGCUUAGCGGUAGACUGGAUUGCAGGAAACUUGUACUUCACUAACAAAUUCACCACUCAGACAUACAUUGAGGUGCUACGUUUGAACACAAGCAUUCAACUGAUCCUCCUGAAAAGUUCAGCAGAUCGUCCCCAAGAUCUUGCUGUGAGCCCCAAGUUACGUCUUCUCUUCUGGACUGAUGCUGGUCAGUCCCCUAAGAUUGAAAGUGCUCUUUUGGAUGGUACCAAUCGCACAGUUCUUGCUUCUGAGAGCCUUUCAUCCCCCCGAGGCCUUACAAUUGAUUACACCAAUGACUUUCUGUACUGGGUUGAUGACACACUGGAUAUGAUUUCUCGAAUGGCUCCUGAUGGUUCUCAACGGGAGAUUGUACGCUUCGGUAGUCGGUACCCUGCACCAUAUAGUGUGGCAAUCUUUGGCGAGUACAUGCUGUGGGUGGAUCGCAAACUGGGCAAACUCUUCCAGGCCAGUAAGGUACCUGGGAAUACAGAUACACCUGAGGUGAUAAGAGAUGGCAUUGAUGAUCUGACAGAUGUUGCAGUGUUUGACUCACAUGUUCAGCCCACUUCUGCCAACCUGGUGGGUUUCAACCCUUGCCAUGAUGACAAUGGGCGUUGUCAACAGUUUUGUUUUGCAUUGCCCGACCAGCAGGAGCCCAAAUGUGCCUGUGCCCAUGGCUCUCUGCUGAGCAAUGGAGUCUCAUGUGGCUUUGGCCUGGAUGAGUACCUGAUCUUCACAACAGAUUAUAGUGUGAGCAGCAUGAGACUGGACCCGGAGGACCACAGUGUCCCAUUUCCCACCUUUAACAUGGGUUAUGGUGUUUUAGCCAUAGAGUUUGACUUCCAGGAUAAAAGAGUGUUCUUCACUCAGUACGUGGGGCUGGGCAGGAGUAAAAUAGGAUACAUCAUAACCACCAGCAGCACUAGCCCACCAGUCACCAUUGCCAGUGAUCUUGAUGAUCCUGAAGGUCUGGCCUAUGAUUGGGUCCACAAGCGUCUUUAUUUCACAGAUUAUUACAAUCGUAGUGUGCAGUCUAUGGGAAUAGAUGGCCAAAACCGUUCUUUAAUUGCACAUGGUGACCGUCCCAGAGCUAUUGUAGUGGAUCCAUGUUAUGGAUACCUGUACUGGACUGACUGGGGAUCCCCUGCUAAAAUUGAACGGGCCACACUUGGUGGAAACUUCCGAAUCCCUGUCAUAAACACAAGUCUUUCUCAGCCUAAUGCUCUGUCUUUGGAUUAUGAAGAGCGACUUCUGUACUGGGCUGAUUCAACACUGGAUAAGAUUGAACGUUCUUCUUUGACUGGAGAAAACAGGGAGGUCAUUCUUACCCAGACACAGUACCCAUUUGCUCUGACAGUAUUUCAGCAGGAUAUUUAUUGGACUGACUGGAACACAAGGAUUGUGUACCGUGCCAGCAAGGAUGAUGGUUCUGGCCUAACUAUAAUGGCCACUGAUCUCCAAUAUAGACCCAAUGACAUUCACGUCUUCUCUGCCAGUAGGCAAGAAAGCUGCUCAAGUCCCUGCCAGCUGUUCAAUGGAGGCUGCAGCCAUGUUUGUGUCCCAGGUCCAGCUGGUCCAGAGUGUCAGUGUCCCAGCACUGGUAACUGGUAUCUGGCCAACGAAGGGAAAGACUGCAUCCCUGACAAUGGGCAACGUUGUCAUGCAGAUCAGUUCACCUGUCUGGAUGGAAGAUGUUUGUCUCAGAAUUUCAAGUGUGAUGGCUACAGGGACUGCCUUGAUGGGUCUGAUGAGCUUGAACGAGUUUGUGCUUUUCACACCUGUUCACCAACUGAAUUCACCUGCGAUAAUGGAGGCUGUGUGCCUCUGUACUAUGUGUGCGACUACACUAAUGACUGUGGAGAUAACAGCGACGAGCAUGGUUGUCCCUUCCCUACUUGUAACCCUUCCACAGAAUUCACCUGUGCUAACGGACGCUGCAUCAGUGCAGCUUACGUGUGUGAUGGGAUCAAUGACUGCCGAGACAAUGGCACCACAGAUGAAGUUAACUGCCCGGAUCGAACCUGUGCACCUGGCUUAGUGAAAUGUGACACCACCAACAUCUGCAUUCCUUCGAGCAGCCUGUGUGAUGGCCAUAACAACUGUGGGGAUAACAGUGAUGAAAAUCCACUCUUUUGUGCUGGACGAACGUGCUCUGCAGAUGAGUUCCGCUGUGAUAGUGGGAAGUGUAUUCCCCAGUUUUGGGUGUGUGAUCGCAUCUCAGAUUGUUUGGAUGGCACAGAUGAGCCUCCCACUUGCGAGGAUCACAUUUAUACUUGUAGCCCUCAGCAGUUCAACUGCGCGAAUGGAAACUGUAUUCAGCAAUCAUGGGUAUGUGAUGGCAACAAUGACUGUGGAGACAACAGUGAUGAGGCCCAGGAGCUGCAGUGUGGAUCAAGGACUUGCAACCCUGGUGAUUUCACAUGCCCCAGUUGGUACCCUGGCUCUCCUCGCUGUAUUCCGUUAAGUUAUGUUUGUGAUGGUGAGAAGGACUGUGUAGAUGCUGCAGAUGAGCUGCACAACUGCCCCAACCGCACAUGCCACUUAAAUGAGUUUGCUUGUGCCAAUGGUCGCUGCAUUCUGCUGCCCUUCCACUGUGACCGUGUGAAUGACUGUGGGGAUGGCAGUGAUGAGACCAACUGUAUUUACAACACCUGUUCCAGUCGGGAAUUCACCUGCCAGAAUGGAGUUUGUAUCCCAUCAACGUAUGUAUGUGAUGGUUAUAUAGACUGUCAAGAUGGCUCUGACGAACUAGAGGGCUUGUGCAGGACUCCUGAACCCACCUGUGCACCUGGAGAUUUCAUGUGCAAUUCUGGGGAGUGCAUUGACAUCCACAAGGUUUGCAACCAGCAAAGAGACUGUUCUGACAAUAGUGAUGAGAAAGGUUGUGGUAUAAAUGAGUGCACUAACCCAGCCAUUCACCAGUGUGCACAUAACUGCAUAGACACUCAGACUGGUUACUACUGCUCCUGCAGAGAAGGCUACAGACUAAUGCCAGACGGCAAAGCCUGUGAGGAUAUAGACGAGUGCAAGGAGGUACCGGGAGUGUGCAGUCAAGUGUGUGAAAAUGCUGUGGGCUCCUUCUACUGCAAGUGUGCUCCGGGAUACCUGCGGGAGCCAGAUGGACGUACUUGCCGACAAAACAGUGGGAUCGCCCCUUACCUUCUCUACAGCAACCGUUACUAUAUCCGCAAUCUGACUGCUGUUGGAUCAUCAAUGUCAGUGGUGCUGCAAGGCCUGACAAAUGUUGUUGCACUGGAUUUUGACACAACUGAGAAGCGUUUAUACUGGGUGGAUGUUGGCACACUCCGUAUUGAGAGAAUUAAUUUAGAUGGCACAGGAAGGGAGGUCAUAAUGCAAAAUGACCUGGGUGGAGCAGAAGGCCUGGCAGUGGACUGGGUGGGACGAAAGCUGUAUUGGGCAGAUGCGACUAUGAAAGCCAUUCAUGUCUCUGAACUUGAUGGACGUUACCGGAAAAAACUCCUAAAAGACUGUGUUGAUACCAACUCCACAUACUGCUUUGCCAGUCCUCAGGCGGUUGCUGUUAACCCUAAAUAUGGAUGGCUAUAUUGGACAGAUUGGGGGAGGAAGGCUUUCAUUGGCAGAGCUGGCAUGGAUGGAACCCAAGCAUCAGCUCUCAUCACCACAAAGCUAGUGUGGCCGCAUGCCCUGACCAUCGAUUAUACCAACAACAAAAUAUUUUUUGCUGAUGCUCACCUUAAUUUCCUUGAUUAUGCUGAUAUGGAUGGUCAAAACAGACACAGAGCUAUAACAGGCUCCUUGCCCCAUGCUUACGCUCUGACUCUGUUUGAGGAUUUGGUGUACUGGACUGACUGGAAUACCCACACCAUAGAGCGAGCUCACAAGUACACAGGCGCUAACCGUGUUGUAAUGGGCAACAACACACAUCGCCCUAAUGACAUUCAUAUCUAUCACCCUUACAGACAGCCACACAGUGAAAAUCCAUGCAAUGACCAUUACCUGACCUGUAGUCACCUGUGUCUGAUUGGUCCGGGUGGGACGGAGGCCAGAUGUGAAUGUCCGGACCACUUCAUUGGUCUGGCUAUCGGAUUUAAGAUUCAGUGUGUGGCCGACUGCUCCAGCACUCAGUUCCGCUGUGGAGACAAUGAGAAGUGCAUUCCUAUAUGGUGGAAGUGUGAUGGCCAGUCAGAUUGUGGUGAUGGCUCUGAUGAGCCUCAGACGUGUCCUCCACAUUACUGCAAAACUGGGCAGUUUCAGUGCCAGGAUGGGAACUGCACUAACCCAUUUUUCCUAUGUGAUGGCCACAAGGAUUGCUUUGAUGGAUCUGAUGAAGACGCUGCACUUUGCAGUGACCACCGUUGCACUGAGAACCAGUUCCAGUGUAAAAAUAAGCAUUGUAUUCCCAUAACUUGGCACUGUGAUGGUGUGGUGGACUGUUCAGAUGGCAGUGAUGAGGAAACGGACAGUUGCAUAGACAAGACCUGUAAACCUGGACAGUUUCAAUGCAAAAAAGGAGGCUGCAUACCACAAAGUUAUGUGUGUGAUGCACAGAACGACUGUGGAGAUAAUUCAGAUGAGCCAUAUGAAGUGUGCAUGGGUCCUGACUAUAAGUGUGAUCCAGACACCGAGUUCCCCUGCAAAGGAAACUAUCGUUGUAUACCUCUAUGGGCUGUGUGUGAUGGCACCAAUGAUUGUCUAGACAACAGUGAUGAGAACACCUGUCAUGAGCUAACCUGUGACCCUCUGGGAGAUUUUCGCUGUGAUAACCAUCGAUGUGUACCCAUCCGCUGGCGCUGUGAUGGGAGCAAUGACUGUGGCGAUGGAUCUGACGAGAGAAACUGUGAACCCAGACCUUGCUCUGAAAGUGAGUAUCGGUGUGACAACCAGCAGUGCAUUCCAGGAGCUUGGGUUUGUGAUCAUGACAAUGACUGCGGAGAUAAUUCUGAUGAGAGAGACUGCGAACUACGAACAUGUCGUCCUGGAACAUUCCAGUGUACGUCUGGACACUGUAUCCCAGAAGCUCUUAAAUGCAAUGGUUAUGCUGACUGCCUGGACUUCUCUGAUGAGUCCACCUGCCCCACUCGCUAUCCUGGAGGACGCUGGUGUCCAGCACACCAGUUUCAGUGCAACAACAAGUUGUGCGUGAAUCAGCAAUGGGUGUGUGAUGGCUUCAAUGACUGUGGAGACCGCUCUGAUGAGCAGCUCAGUCUCUGUUGGAACAUUACAUGUGAAAUGCCUACCAAGUUCCGCUGUGAUAAUGGCUACUGCAUUUAUAGUGGUCUCAUGUGUAAUCAGAAAGACGACUGUGGUGAUGGCAGUGAUGAAAAAGAGGACCAAUGCCAAGAACCCACUCUCGCCCCCUGCACACCAAAUGAGUUUAAAUGCUCAAAUGGCCACUGUGUUCCUCUGCCUUACGUGUGCGACCACAAUAACAACUGUGGAGACCUAACUGAUGAGCUGGGCUGCAAUUUUGGCCAUGAUCGCAACUGUGAUGAGAAGUUAUGCAAGCAUGAGUGUACAAACCUGAAUGGCACUGGCUUUAUCUGUUCUUGUCGUCCUGGCUAUGCAGUAGAUCCUGAUAACACCUUUCUUUGCAACGAUAUAGAUGAGUGUUUAGAAUAUGGCACAUGCCCACAAGCCUGCAUGAACACUAAAGGAAGCUAUCACUGUGAUUGUGCCCAGGGCUACAGGAAAGCUGGCACAGGCAAUCAGUGUGAGGCCGAAGGUCCUGGACCACUGCUUCUGUUGCCAGAGAACAUUCGCAUUCGCCGAUACAAUCUUCAGACAGAGGAGUAUCAUGACUUCUUGCAGGAAGAGGAGCGCAUUGUGGCACUGGACUACGACUGGGACCACAACAACACUGGAUUUAGUGUGGUGUAUUUUACAGUAGAAGGGAGGGGUGCAUUGCCUGGUGCUAUUAAAAGAGCUUUUCUGCCAGAUGUGGAUGAUCAUAAUAAUAACAUUGCUGCAGCUGUGGAGCUGGAUAUAAAGUACAUCACUAAGCCUUAUGGAAUUGCAGUGGACUGGGUUGGCAGGAAUUUGUAUUGGGCUGAUGCACAGCUGAAGCGUCUAGAAGUGGCCAUGUUAGAUGGCCGUUACAGGAAGCACCUGAUUAAAACUGACCUGGAAGCACCUAAUUCUGUGGCAUUGAACCCUCGCUUGGGCAUGCUUUACUGGAUUGACAAUGGAAACACACCUCGUAUUGAAUGCUCCUGGUUGGAUGGUCAAGAGAGAAAGGUUCUGGUAAACAAUGGUUUGGGAUGGCCAACGGGCCUGUCGAUUGACUUCACAAAUGGUGACCGGAUUUAUUGGUCAGAUGCAAAAGAGAGUCGCAUUGAGUCCAUCCUGCCAGAUGGACAGAACAGAAAGACAUCGGUUUUCAUAGAUGUAAGAAACCCUUUCAGUGUGAAUGUAUUUGAAGACCAUGUGUACUGGAGCACACAGGAAAAGGGUGAAGUGUUCAGACAGGACAAGUUUGGCAAAGGCACCAAAACCAGACUCCUUGUAACAGGACCUUGGCUCACCCAAAUCAACAUAUACCAGCAGCAGAAAUACAACUCUAUAGCCCUGAAGAACCCUUGCAAGGGCACAUGCAGUCACCUGUGUCUGCUGAGACCAGGAGGAUACACCUGUGCCUGUCCAGAGGGCACCAGCUUCUUUCCUGGCAGCAGUACUGCUUGUGACGCAGGGAUUGAUCCUGAACCGACCAUGCCCCCUCCAUGCCAGUGCAAGAAUGGUGGAACCUGUUAUUUUGAUGACAACAAGGCGCUCUGCAUUUGCCCCUCUGAAUGGAAAGGAGAUUUCUGCGAGACAAGCGUUUAUGGUGUAGUCACAACUUCAGUUGCGAUUGCUCUUGGAGUUACAGCUGUUGUGGCUCUUUUCCUGGGCUGCCUGAUAUAUUCUGCACAUAAGAAGGAGAACAUCAAAAACAGACUGAAUAACAUUAAUCUGCCAGUUAAUGUAUCUAACUUUAUGCCCACUUUCUGGCGUGGUAACUCUGAACGUUUUAGCAACUCACCUGAAUCUGAGAAUGACAGCAAUAGCCUUCCCAAAGAGGAAUCCAGCACGUCAGUGGAAGUGGAGAAAAUAGGAAGGAACUUUGAAAACCCAGCAUACGCUGACGAUACACAAAGCUGUCCUGCUGCCUCAACUGCUACAGCCACCUCAGUCAUAAACGGACCUGCCAAAGAGAGUGUUGAAAAUCCGCUCUAUGCUGCUGAGAUAAGCGUUGUGACCCAGCCACAUGAUGCUGCAACCCCUGUCAAAGCAGAUGCCACACCAGUCAACACUGAGUCUCAAAAGGCUGAUACAUCAAAGCUACAGAGUGAGGUGGAUAUCGAUAAUGUGUUCGACAACCCAUUAUAUAUGGAUGAACCACACAUACAGAGCAAUGGAGAAUCUACGAUCUGAAGAUAAAUUGAGAGCAUCUUAUAGGAUUUGCUCUCAGCCUGUUCGACAGCUAAGAUGUGUGGCUGGUGAAUUAUGACUGCGGUACACCAUCCAUCUGCUCACAUGUGAUUUGUGUCUGUUUUACAGGGAGUUCUAGCUGAGAACCACACUAUAAACUGUGAAUACUUCUGAUGAUUGCUCUUUUAAGUAUAUUUUAUUUAGGGAAUGCUUUGUUUUGUAAUAAUUCAGAGGCUGUAAAUUGAUGCAGUGGUUUUAUUUAAUUAUUGUGGUAUCUUUGUGUAGCUUGUAUGAUCAGAUACAAUGUUUCUUGGUUGUGUUUUGAUACCAAUAAAAUGUAUUUAUGUCUUUCAA
Danio rerio (zebrafish) is the source of this 14092-nucleotide messenger RNA. The record is from RefSeq and is a predicted model, not a curated record. NCBI's taxonomy places the organism in Eukaryota, Metazoa, Chordata, Actinopteri, Cypriniformes, Danionidae.